CAUCAACACGCACGCCGACCACUUCCCAGAACCUCGCACGCCGGCUGCUGGACACCACCGCAUAGCUUUCUUCCUCCUCCGCAUCUGUUGUUGUGAAAGUAGUUCGCCAUGGCCGACAAGGACAAGAUGGCAAAGUAUCGGACCGAGAUCCAACAGAUGAUGUUCGUCUCCGGGGAAACGGGAGAACCCGCCGCCGAAACAACCACGCUCAUCGAAUCCAUCGUGCAAGACCAGGUCCAACAUAUGCUCCGCGAAUGCUCAGCCCUCGCCACCCGCCGCGGAUCCCGCGCCAUCUCUACUGACGAUCUCUUCAUGCUCAUCCGCCAUGAUCGCGCCAAGAUCUCCCGACUCCGCCACUUCCUCCAAUGGAAAGACGUGCGCCGCUCCGUCAAAGACUCCGACGACAAAGGUGGAGACGCCGGCGCCGACGUCGCAGCCGGGGACGCUGAUCUUGCGGUGGGAGUCGUUGCAGGCAGCGGUCCCGGCCCAGAACCUGGAAAGAAAGCGAAACGUGCAAAAGUCGACCUAGUCUGGGAAGUACAAUCCUUCUUCAACGAGAACCCGCCGGCCAAAGACGAUGUCGAAGACGAGGAGGAAGAGGAAAUGAAUUUCGCCACCCUGCAACGCCUCAAGAAUGCAGAUGAACGCACUAAGAACAUGACGCGUGAGGAAUACGUCCAUUGGUCUGACUGCCGCCAAGCUUCCUUCACCUACCGCAAGGGCAAGCGGUUCAAAGAAUGGGCUGGAUUCGGCGUCAUCACGGAUUCCAAGCCCUCCGAUGACAUCAUCGACAUCUUAGGUUUCCUGACCUUCGAGAUCGUGCAGACACUCACGGAAGAAGCGCUUAAAGUCAAAGAUGCAGAGGACCUGUACAAGAAGACGACAGGCGGCAAGCCUGAAAACCGACUGAAGCGCAAGCGAGAGCGCGGUCUCUUCGAUCCGCCUGAGGAAGCGAGGGAGCCGGUCCAGCCGUCUCAUGUCCAGGAAGCAUAUCGCAGGCUGCAGCGUGGUAACAAUAAAGCUAGGGCUAUGCUCAAUUUCUCGAGGCACGUGCAUCGUGCUGCUUUGAAGCUGAUCUAAACAAUUUCACAACUCUUGGAUUUUUCAACUAGGUGUUUCUAGGGAUGGGAGGCGUGGCGUUCACAUAUUCCUGCGAUACCCACUUAACAAAGAUAAGGAUGGAUUUUACGGAGUUACGAAGACCUUUAUACCUUAUCAUUUUCAGUCUACUCGGAUCAGGUGGCUUUUCCCCUUAGAAUUAUAUUGGGCUAGGAUGAAGGUUAUUAGCGUUGCAUCCAGUUUUUUAUCUGGCAUCAUCAAUUCUUCCAAAGUUCUGGCCGACGAAGUCUCAUCAUCAGGACGGUGGCUCGUUGC
Molecule: messenger RNA, 1374 nt
Organism: Lindgomyces ingoldianus
Lineage: Eukaryota; Fungi; Ascomycota; Dothideomycetes; Pleosporales; Lindgomycetaceae
Product: TFIID-18kDa-domain-containing protein
Exons: 3
Coding region: 109-1080 (323 amino acids)
Biological process (GO): transcription by RNA polymerase II
Cellular component (GO): SAGA complex
Molecular function (GO): transcription coregulator activity; protein heterodimerization activity
Source: RefSeq, a predicted model, not a curated record